Molecule: messenger RNA, 525 nt
Organism: Rubroshorea leprosula
Lineage: Eukaryota; Viridiplantae; Streptophyta; Magnoliopsida; Malvales; Dipterocarpaceae
Source: the annotation of a GenBank genome assembly
GGAGGAGACUUCCAAAGCCGCUCUGGUUCGAAGGUGCGAACGAACAUAGAAGCAGAGAAGUGAGAUUACUGCAAUUGCAACUUGGCAAUGGCGAGAUCUAGCGGCAAGGACGCCCAAGCGCUUUUCCAUUCCCUCCGCACUGCUUAUGCUGCAACGCCCACCAAUCUCAAGAUAAUUGAUCUCUAUGUGGGUUUUGCAGUCCUAACAGCCGUGAUUCAGGUAGUUUACAUGGCUCUUGUUGGAUCAUUUCCUUUCAACUCAUUCCUUUCAGGAGUUCUUUCUUGUGUAGGCACAGCAGUCCUUGCUGUCUGCCUUCGCAUUCAAGUGAACAAAGAAAACAAGGAAUUCAAGGAUUUAGCACCAGAGCGGGCUUUUGCAGAUUUUGUUCUGUGCAACUUGGUCCUCCAUUUGGUGAUUAUGAAUUUCCUUGGAUAAAUUUACCCCCCACAUUCGACUGCUUCUUGGUAAAGAACUCUUAAACAUGUUUAUUUCUAUGUAACCGUGCCAAGGAUUUCAGUGAUUAUG